UCUAGCGAUGAUUAUAAUUUGUUGUAAUAUUUGAACAAUUUCAAAAAUUUUGAAUUCAGUACGUUUUGUAUGCUCGCGGCGUUAAGAACUUUUUAUUUAAAUAUUUAACUUUUAGUUGAACGUGAUAAAUUGACGAAUAAAAAAAAUCAAAAAAAAAAGUAAAAAAAGAAAUAAAUUGAAAUAAAAGCAAUCAAAUCAAAUGUGAAAAAUCUCAUUAUAAUGUUAAACACUAAACAAAAAUGAUAAUAAUGAAGAUAAUAAUACAAACAGCAGCAACGACUUUUUAAAAAAAUAAUUAAGUUAACAAAAUCUAAAUUAAUUUAAAUGCAAAACAAUAAACAAACAAAUUUUAAGCACAAAAACAACAAACAAAUAAAAUUAUAAUAAUAUUGAAAGAAAACAAAUUGUUUUUUUUUUUCUAAAAAAAAAGAAAAGAAACUUGUAAAAAAACAUUUUUUUCACUUGAAAAAAAAACGAUUUAAUUCAGAACAAGGUGUGUGAGUUUCUGUGUUUAAAAUUGUGUAUAAAUUUAUUUAGUUAAUAUCACACAAAUAUGGCAAAUGCAGGUUACACAUGUAUAAGAAGGACAUUUUGUUGGCUCAAUAUUAUUUUAUGGCUUUGUAGUUGUGCUUUUCUUGGAGCUGGUAUAUGGUUGCGUUUAUCGUAUGAAGGUUAUGCCACACUACUGCCAGAUCAUGCUGCUUUAAGUGCUGACUCCGUAUUCUUGUGCAUUGGUGUUAUUGGUUUUGUAACAUCUUUCCUGGGUUGUUGUGGUGCUUGGGUGCAAUCACGUUGUCUUUUGGUGUUGUAUUUUAUGCUGAUUAUAACACUAUUUUUGAGUGAAUUCUUAAUUGGUUCGAUUGCUUUUAUAUUCCGAGGAGGCCUGAGUCGUACCUUGGCAAAUGAGUUGCGCUUUGGCAUAGAGCAACAUUAUAAUGCCUCCGAUCGUGGUUCGUUAAUAGCGCCAUCUGUUGCCACUAUUUGGGAUAAUGUGCAGAAUUCGUUUGAAUGCUGUGGUGUCUCCUCCUAUGAAGAUUGGUAUGACAUACAGUCUUGGAGUGGCAAACGUUGGGUGCCCGAAUCUUGUUGUAAACCCAUCUACGAAAAUCGUGGUAUACUUACCGAGGGUUCGGGUGAUAGUUUAUUAAUACGCGUAGACUGCGGAAAAUCUGAAAACCCUUCCCUAUGGUGGGAUAAGGGAUGCAUACAUUCCCUACAACACUGGCUAACCGAUAAACUAAAUAUUAUAGGCGCUGUUGGUUUGGGUAUAGCAUUCGCACAACUUUUCGGUCUCAUCACCUCCAUGUUACUAUUCUGUACGGUAAAACAUAAGCGAGAAUCAGAUACAUAUAAAUCAUACUCACCCUCCAUUGAUCCACAAACACGACCGAGUAGUUGGGAAGAUUGAACUAAACUCUAGGUGAAGAAUAGUAUAAACAAUUCUUCUCUGACCUAGUCGUUAUACGAAAA
Lucilia cuprina (Australian sheep blowfly) is the source of this 1470-nucleotide messenger RNA. Its product is annotated as tetraspanin-9. The record is from RefSeq and is a predicted model, not a curated record. The transcript is spliced from 6 exons. Gene Ontology annotation, cellular component: membrane. Bases 554 to 1408 code for a protein of 284 amino acids. NCBI's taxonomy places the organism in Eukaryota, Metazoa, Arthropoda, Insecta, Diptera, Calliphoridae.